AUGUUUUCUAUUAAUCUGGUUGUGAAAUUUCCAACAUCAGGAAAUUGUUAUUCACUAAAAUUUACUAAGGAUAUAACUGUUUAUGACUUGUGCCAUGAAAUUCAUUCCAAAAUUAGAGAAGCUGCUUGUCUUAAUCCUUCAGAAAACGGGAUCUUCGUACCGGAUCCAGACCCCAAGCAUUCCUUUUGGCUAGACAACUCUCGAAUGCUGUCUUAUUACCACUUUUGUGAUAAUUUUGAAGUCCAAUAUAGAUCUAAACUUCGUCUUCUUGUUAUACAAACUAUGGAUGAGACAAGGAAGACUUUGCAAGUAGACGAUAGUAAGACAGUUGCCGAGCUUAUGUUCACAAUUUGCUCGAAAAUGGGUAUUACAAAUUAUGAAGAAUACUCACUAAUAAGACCAUGUGAUGAGGAUGAGAAGUUGCGUACACUUACGUUGAGAAAAGGCAGGGGUAGCAUCAGGAAUCUGGAGAAGCUAGAAAAAAUGAAGCAAAAGUUACACACAGAUAAUGAAUUUAACUGGUUAGCUCCUGGUAAAACUCUUCGUCAGCAUGGAGUUGAAGAAUCUGAAAUUCUACUUCUUCGUAGAAAAUAUUUUUUCUCCGAUCAAAAUGUGGAUACACGAGAUCCUGUACAAUUGAGCCUCCUUUAUGUACAACUGAAAGAAGCCAUAUUGAAUGGAACCCAUCCAAUAUCUCAAGAUCAAGCUGUGAAUUUAGCUGCUUUACAAUGUCAAGCAGAAUAUGGUCCUAUGAUACCGGAAAAGAUUAAACGAAAUCCUAUCGAUUUAAAAGAUCGUUUACCAAAAGAAUAUAUUAAAUCAAAGGGUAUUGAAAAAAGAAUAUUAGAGCAAUAUCAAAAGUUGGAGAAUUACGAUGAAAGAGAAGCUAAACUACGCUAUGUUCAAUUGUGCAGAUCUUUACCAACUUAUGGGAUAACAUUCUUUCUUAUAAAAGAAAAAUUGAAAGGACGUAAUAAACUUGUACCACGUUUAUUUGGAGUUAGUAAAGAAAGUGUAAUGCGUGUAGAUGAAAAAACGAAAGAAAUUAUAGAAACCUGGUCAUUAACACGUAUACGACGAUGGGCAGCUACAGCAAAUCUUUUUACAUUGGAUUUUGGUCAGUAUAGUCCAAAUGGAAAUUAUAUAAUGCAAACAACGGAAGGUGAACAAAUCGCUCAACUUAUAUCUGGUUAUGUGGAUAUUAUUUUACGUAGACAACGUAGUCGUGAUAAUGGUCAAACAGAAGGUGAUGAAGAAAAUACAAUUAUUGAAGAGAAUAUUGCACCAUCAAAAGCGAAUGUCAUCGCCAAUAUGAGUGCAACACUACCACGUGGGCAUCGUGCUCAAGAAGCAAAUUUAGCGCAUAGUGGUUUAUUAAGAACUGCAAGUCAACGAGAAGAUUUCACUGAAGGUCGACUAGCUAUUGAAAGUCAUACAGUAUCUCAUCAUAAUCUAGGCGGUAAUAAUCUUGGCUCUGGACUUAUUGUAAACACGAACGGUGGAGAUGGAACAUUGAAUGGAAAGAGAGGAUUCCAAAUGAUUGAUCUUGGACAACCGAAACGAGCUUUACUCUCACGUAUAGACUAUGGUGUACGUACACUACAAGGUGCAUGUGAUGAAAUUGAUAAACCUGUAUAUCCUGAUGAAGAAGCAUUACGUGGAGAUGAUUUAAAUACUAAACGCUGGCGUUCAGAAACAUUAGAGCAGGCUCGUGCUGGUGUUCUCAGUCAUUUAGGUGCUAUGACAAUGGCUACUGGUCGUUUGAUAUCUGGAAUUCACUCGCCUGAAGGUCGAGGUCGUGAUGAUAUGAAUAAUCAUGUUGAAAUGGAUUAUGCUAAUAUGGAUGCUUCAAUGACAUCGAUUGGAAUGAAUGUCCAAGGUUUAAUGCAUUGUGUACGUUUAUAUGAUCAGCUGGAAACUGCUGGUGGUGAUAAGACUACCUUGAAACAAGCUGCACAAGCACUGUCUGAUGCGUUUCUUGAAUUAAUGCGAACUACAUUCUCAGCUGUAUCGACAGACAAUUCUUCAGAUAAAUCAUCUGUACUGACACAUUCAACAAGUUCAUUAUUUGAUUCAUCAAAGAGUGGUCCUGAUCGUGCAGCUUUACUAGAAGCUGCUAGUCGUGUUGGUGAUGCUAGUCGACAAUUGUUACAGUUAAUUGCACCACCACCGACGCAACAACAACACCAACAACAAAAAUCAACAACAAAUCUAAAUGGUUCUGAUAAUCUUGGCGAUAAUGAAUCACCAUCUAAUACAAAUGUCAAUUCAUUAAUUGACUGGGAAGCAAGAGAUCGUCUGCUGACACUAACGAAGGGUGUUGCCAAUUCAAUGACAGGAUUAGUGAAAAAGGCUAAAAUGGGUGCAUUAGUUUUAGAUCAAGAAGUGAAUCAACGCUUAGCUGGAAGUAAUAAAGCUGAUUCAAAUGAUGUGGUCGCACAAGUAUUACGCAACGCUCAGUCAAGGUUAGUACAUGCAGCGACAAGAGCUGGUAAAUCAGCAAGUCAACUAGUUACGUGUGCUAAAGUUGUAGCAUGUACUAUGGAACAGCCGGAAUCUCAACAACAAUUGAUGCAUACUAUUAAAGAGGUUGGAGUAGCAGCAGAUGCUGUACCAUCACCAGCAAAAUGUUUAAUUGAUACAUCCUCUACAGAUCCUGUGAUAGUAUCAUUAAUCAACGACAAUGAAACAUUUAAUGUACAUUGUAAAUUAGUCAAUGACUUAGAACAGGGUGUUUAUGCUGUACAUAGUGAUUUAGAUAAUUUAAUUGAAUGUCUGAUGGGGACUUCAAUACAAGCACAUCAAGAUCCAGUAAUAUUGAAUCUGUUGUCUGUUGGUCAUCAACUUCCUGGUAGUGUUGGAGACGGUCAACUACUUGUACGUAAAGCGAAUGCAUUAGCUUCAGCUGUUGAAUGUUUAGUAACAGAUUUACGGACAGAGGCAAUGAGACAGAAAGGCAGUUUAGGUAUAUCAACGAAUGAAAUAAACGGAAGAGCGGAUUUAUUAGAAAAAGAAAUUUAUCAUUUAUUAUUAGUUGCACAGGAGUGUGCUGACGGUAAUGCACAAUCCUUAGAACAUCAACAAAUAGUUAUAGCAGCAGCUGAACAAUUGGUUAGCACAGCGCAUGCAAUGGCUGCACCCAUUAUUCGAUCACGUCUAACUAAAGGCUUAGAAUUUGCUACUCGACUUACAGCCAAUAAUGCUGGUCCACUAGCUACAGUUGGAGGCGAAGUUGUACGUAUUUGUCAAAGUGAUACUUAUCAGUUAGCUGCUGACUUGGAACAAUUACAAAAACGUGUUAUGCCUCAAGUGAAUUUAUCUUGUAAUAUAGCUCGUGUUCAACCGUAUGAUAUCAAAAAUCAAGCUAAUUUACUUGCUGCAUCACAAAAUCUAAUGAAGUGUUUAGAAGAUUUAUUAAGAUCAGCUGAUGCAGUCGCACCGACUAUUCAAGAUUCCGGUGUUCAAUCAGUACUUACUGGUGUUACACGUAACACACAGGCUUGUCUUACUGAUCUUCGACUGUGUUAUGCUAAUUCUGAAUCAGUCCUAGGUAAUGAACCACCUGAGUUACCUGAUCAAUUAUAUCAUCAUAUGAUGAAUGGAGGAGCGAAAACGUCGUCGCCCAACGGAAUAGACCAGUCAGAUUAUCAUGUUACUGAUUUGCAGACGAAUGAGUUGGCGAGAAUUUCAGCUACAAUUGAACAAUUGAGAACAGAGUUGUUUGAUGUUUCAUAUCAUUUAUUGCCAAAUGAAACACUGGAUUCAAUCUGUGUUUUACUGUGGUCAUCAAUUAAAGAUUAUAAUAAAGUGUUUGGUUCACCUGAUGAUGAAGAUCAUGAAAAUCAUAUCGACUCAUCAUCAUGUAAUGAAUUAGAACAGUUAUGGCAUAAAUUGCCUCCAUUAGUUGAACGUGUCAAACAAACCUGUGAUGAUGAUAAUGAUGCUGCCACUGGUGUUGUUGAUAAAGGCAACAGAAAAAAGAUGAUACAAGCAAGAUUGAAUAUAGUUCAUGAAUUGCUACACUAUCUUGCACCUGUACUACGUGGUAUGCGUAGUCUAGCUAGAUAUUUCAAUAUUGUUGCCCAGUCGACAGCUGUAGAUUCUAAUUUAGCUCGAGUGAUAAAUGUUUCACAUGGUGUUGCAUCAAAACGACACAGCAGUAUAUCAGGUUGUUCAAAUGUUAUAGAUCAUAACUCCAGUAUGCCUAGUGGUGAACAACAAACUCAAAUUACAGCAGAUGUUAUGCAUCAGAAUCUGAUGUCUAUCGCUGAAACCUGUUUAAUGGCAUCAGGUCAAUUUAUUACAUGGGCAUUGAAAAAUCAUUCACACAGCCUAACUGAUGAUGAAUUACAAGAGGCUGCAGUUGUAGCUGAUCAACUGAACACAUCAAUAAAUGCUGUGCUGGGUUAUAUACCUGGAGAGGUAACAAUACGACAGUCAGGAAAUAUUCAUCGUAAUCAUACUGAACAAAAUGUUGUGCCUGAAUCACCACCAGCUGUUCCUAUGCGUUCAUCAAAUCUACCAGUUAUAGAUAUUUAUGAACAAAUGAGUGAAGCCGCUAAACAACUGGCUCGUGCAUGUUUAAGUGCUAGUUAUGAAGUUUCUGGUCAAAUGAAACCAUCAAAAACUGAUUCAUUCGGUUCGCAUAGUAAUCUUACCUUAUUGGCUUGUAUAGCCGACCGAUUGACUAGCGCAUUAGCUGAUGUUGUUCGUGCUGCUGGUUAUCGUAGUGCACAAAUCCGGUCAAUUGGUCAUUUGUUAGCUAAUUUUAAUGAAGCUGCUGAACCUGUCGCUAUCAACUUACAAAAUGCAAUGCAUACUUUAGACUCGAAUCAAAAUGAUACGAAGGUUAAUAAUAUCUCUGGUAUACCAUCAUCGAAUUUAACACUUGGAAAGUCAAUACUGAAACUACGAGAUUGGGCAAUUGAAUUAGAUCAAAAAGCCUUGGGAUUAAGAGAGAAAACAUUUGCAUCUCAUGUUGACUCUCAACAAUCUGUUCAUCCAUCCGUUGACCAAGAUAAUAAUCAUGAAGAUGAUAAAUUAUCUGAGAUAUUUAUGCAUAUGCGUAAUCAAUGUGAUGUAUCACUGCGUCGAUUGGAUGCUAUAAUGAAUCCAAAUGUCUAUAAUGACGAUAGAGAGAAGCUAGCUGGUAAAACUGACCAGUCAAAAGAGACGGAUUGUACAUUUUGUCCUAUCCUUUUACCAAUCAAUGAUUUAAAUUAUCCACAGUGUUGUGAUAUGGUCUGUGAUAUAGAUAAGGAGUUCAAUGGACACUUAGAUGUGAUUCCUUCAUCAAUAUCUGACAAUGAAGCUGCCUUAUUUAUACAAUCUAUUAAAGGCUUAGCUCAGGUUGCUAAUCACUUAGUACAAGUAACCUAUCAAGCUGCUUAUUUGAUAGCUGCAGCUCAUCCAGCUUCAAGACCAGGUCAUGUGAGUCGAUUUACUUCACCGGAUCAAUUAACUAUUAUACAUGAUCAUGUAGCAGCUAUUCGUCAAGGUGUUAGUGAAAUAUCUAGAUCUCAUGUUGAAGCAUCAUCUAAUGGAUUACCAUCUUUAGAAAUUUUAAACACAGCUAAUCAUGUGGCACAAAGAGCAACACAACUAUGCCAAACUACUCGACCGUAUUUAUCUGAAAUCAGAAAUGUAUGUGAAAAACGACGUCUAGCUGAUUUGUUAGAACAUGUUGCACGAUCUGCUGCUGCUGUAUUCACCGUCAUUAAAACAUCACGUAGUACAAAUCCACUAUCUGGUACAACUGAUCUAGUUCAAAAGCUGACAACAUCUGCGUCUACCUUAGAAGCUGAUGUUGACCAGUAUAUAGAUGUUUUACUUCGUGAUACUGCUGGCUCACCGGCGCAUUUAGCUGAAGAAGCGUAUGAGCUUCAAGCGCCUGUGCUAACAAGCGGUCAGACUGUAGCUAAAAGUAUUGCCAAUCUUAUUGAAUGUAGUCGUCAAUUGGUUGAUAUUCAUUGUAAUAAUAUGCAAACAGAAGAAGUGAAUAGCAACAGAAGUGGUUUAUCUGGUUUCGAAGACGGUAGACACUACUUACACGAAUCAUGUUUAGGCCUGUUAAGUCUACUUCGCCAAAGUGUUCCAGGUCUGUCUUUAUGUGAUCAAAUACAAAAAACUCUGAAUAAUCUACUCAAUGAUCUGGAUCAUGCAAUUGUUUCUUCGAAUCAUCAUCAUCAGAAUCAAAUCAAGCGUAAUAGUAUUUAUUCAACCAAUGUACAACACUUAGAAAGUUCAUUAAAAUUAAUUCGUACUAGUAUGGAACAAAUUGAAUAUUGGAGUUUAGAAACAAUUGAAAAUUGUAAACUUGGUAAUUGGGAAAUGAUGGCGCAUAAUUUACACUCAAUUAGUACUUAUCUACCUAAUUUUGUUAAGGAGUCAAUUCGUACAUGUGGCAAUUUAAUGCGACUCUCUGACCAGACAAAUUUAAAUAGUCUCACACGAACUGUUCUAGAAGCUCUCCAACAAUUAAUCGAUUGUCUGUCAAUUACUCUAAAAGCACGAUCUCAAUCCUUGCCAGUUUCUAAUUCUCACAAUUCAUUGACUACUUACAACAGUCAGUUAAAACAAGCUUGUGUUGAAUUGUCUAAACAAAUCGAUACAAUAGCAAUAGAACAAGGCGGAUUAAAUUGGCACAUUACAUCUAUCACUUCAGCUUGCUCAAAGCUUGAUGAUGCUGUCGUACCAUUAUCAAAUGGAUUGGAAAAAAAUAACUCGAAUGAAAAUGCAGUCUCAUUACCAACAAAUUUUGUCCAGUUGCAUACACGUUUAGGUCAUCAAUCACGUGAAUUAUCUGAUCUUACCUCAAGAGUAACAGAAACUUAUGCAAAUAAUCAAGGUGGAGGAGGAGAAUACUGCCCAGAGAUUAUAUCGACUUUUGUUCAACAAUUCCUCCAGAUGACUGAAACAGUACAAAAUAUGUCGAACAUAUUGAAAAUGCAUCCACAAAUUGAUACUGGACCAGCUUUAGCUCAAAAAUUGUGUCAUGCAACUCAGGCUAUUGGUGCAGCUUGUUCAGAUUUUCUACGAGCUCCAUUGCAUGCAGAAAGAGUCAGCAAUUUAUCUAAUCGAUUGAAUGAUUUAAAAGCUGUCCUGCAAUCAUGUGCAAGAGGUGCUGAUGCUUGUGCAACUGCUAUCACUAACUUGAAUCGUCUUGUAGCUGAUUUAGAUACAGCUGCAUUAUUCGCGCGAGCUGGUACUGUUCAAGAUUCAAAUAAACCACCAUCUCCUGGCGUUACUAGUAAAGGUUCAAUAGCAUUUAAACAAAGAGCUUUUCAAACUGCUCAAGAAGCAGUUAUGCAAGCAGAAAAAGGAAUUGUUGAAGAUAUGCAAACUUUAAUUAAAACUACAUCUACUGACCAAGAUGCAUUAGCAAUAUCAGCACAGAAUUGUGUAUUACGAGCGACAGAAUUGACGGAAUCAGCUAAAAAUGCAGCUUCAUGCGCAGCUAUACUUUUAUCCUCUACACCAGAUUUAUCUAUUGAAGGUCAAGUUCAACUGUUAACAUCUACACGAGAUGUUGUUGCCGGUUUAGUUCGAUUACUUAAUCAUGGCAAGUCUGUGUCUGCGGCUUGUUAUGCUAUUGAAUUUUGGAAUGAUCAAACAGAUGGCACGUUAAGUUCAAUGAUGAAAACCAAACAAAAAGCUUUAAAUGAUACGGCUGUUCAAGUGAUUGAAACAAUAGCCAACCUGUCAAGAGCUCUGCGUUCUGUCAGUGAUUCAUUUACUAAUGCUACUAAAACACCACCGGCUGUCAGUGAUACUCCUGCGCCUUCACCAACACCUCCUGCUGUCCCACUGAAAAAGGUUAGCCUUAAAGUACCUGUACAAAAAACUAUUAUAUCGAGUAAAACUGAUCCUACGAAAGCUAAUAUACAUGCUAGCUUAGAAUCAACAAUUUCUGUAUUGGGAAAUUUAAAUGAAAAAUUGAAUAAAUGGACUGUUAAAGAUGGAGUAUUGAAUGCACCAGAUUUUGAUGAUGACUCAGAAUUUGAACGACAAACUGCUCUAGGUCAAACAAUCAAUCCAUCUUAUUUAGUAAGCGCUGCUAGAGCUAUUACACAAGCAGCUACCAAUGCAAACAAUGCUACUGGUUCUGGGAAACCAUCAGAGAUUAGUUUAGCUGGAGAUAUGAUACGUCGUGCAGCUGAAGAACUUUCACGUCGUUUAUACUCUGUUCUACAAACUUCAUUAUCAUUAGCAUUUAAAGGACAGAAUGGUGGAAAACCUACCUCCAAUUUCAAUCAUCAAAAUUCAGUAUCAAAUAGUGAGUCAGGGAAUGAAAGUGCAUCAGAAGAUUAUAGUGAAACGAUCAAUUAUCCGAAAUUAGAGAAGAUAUGUCAACGUGCAAUUAAUGGUGGAGCUGGUACUAUGUCAGAGCUUAAAGAUUUAGUAGAACAUAUGAAUAAAGCACUUGACUCAGGUCCUGGAAGUCCUGACAGUGUUCAAGUCACUUUGGCUAUGCGACGUUUACGUGAGACUGUUUUUGAAAUUGUUGACUGUUCUAUAUCAUUACCUGGCGCUAAAGAGGACGAUAUUGUUGAUUUCAAACCAACAGUGUCACCGAAACCAAUUACAAUAUUGAUUGAUAAUAAAGUAACAAGUUUAUUUGAAGGUUCUUCAAAUAGAGGAUCAAUAUAUAGCAGUUCUAUAGAUAUUGAAAAGAGUAUAGCUGAAGCGAAUGCAACAGCUGUAGAUAUUGAUCGAUCAUUCUUAUCAUCAACCUCUCCGUCAACAUCAUCAUCAGUGGGUGUACAAAACGCUUUACAAGAUUUCGCUGGAGAAAUUGAAAGAAGUGUUGAACGCAUAGGUCUAUUGCAUUCAAAACAUUCAUUUAAGCAUUCAUUGAACUCACAGAAAUCUGGUCAUUUGCAUAUGGAUGAAUCAAGAGAUACGAUGGGGCAUUUAUCCAAAUCUUCAAGUACUGCAGCUUCGACAAACACUCUUAUACCUAGUAAUGAUAUAUCACUUGGUAGUGAUGGUGGAGAUAUUGACUUAAUAGCUUCAGAUGGUAUGGAUGCAGUAAUUAUAGCCUGUCGAGAUGUGGUUCAUGCAACACUGAGUUUAAUGUAUUGGGCUGCUGCUGCUCAACGUGAACUUGUACAACAGGGUCGAUUGAAACCGAUUGAUUUAUCUCAAACAGGUGAAGUGGAAUCAGAAUCACAAUGGGCACAAGGUUUAAUAUCAGCAGCAAGAUAUGUAGCUGUUGGUGCGAAUCAUUUAGUUGAAUCAGCUCAAGCCUUUGUGACAAUGCAUGUUGGCAAUUCUUCUUCUUCUUUCCCAAUGGAAUCGGAUGAAAUGUCGUUAAAGCCGGAGAGUUUAAUAUCAGCUGCACAAACAACAGCUGGUUACACAGCCCAACUGAUAAUUGCUUGUAUAGCCAAGGCUGAUCCAAAUUCACAGAGUUGUUCCGGGCUGCGUACAGCUGGUGGAGCCGUCAAACAUGCAGCUGAUCGAUUAGUGCGUAUUGUACAGACAGUAGUGUCAAAAAAUAAAGGCACCUCGGCAAAACAAUUUGAUGACGGUGAAAAAGACCAGUCGGAUAAUUCAGGAAAUACAUUUGACGCUUUUGGUGGUCGAGUUGUUUCAUCUAUGCGACAAGUAAUUGAAACUAAAUCCAGUAUUGCUGCUAAACAACGAGAAUUAGAGAGUUUACAUGCUCAAUUGAAACAUAUUCAUCAAGAUCAAUAUCGAUCUUCGCAUAUGCAUUCAACAAACAAUUGA
Molecule: messenger RNA, 9732 nt
Organism: Trichobilharzia regenti
Lineage: Eukaryota; Metazoa; Platyhelminthes; Trematoda; Strigeidida; Schistosomatidae
Source: the annotation of a GenBank genome assembly